UUGGAAGAUGAUGGACUGAAAAAAGACUCAAAUUGUUCACUGAAAGCAAUGAAAUAUAUAAUUUCUGUUUACUGUCAAUCAUUCCUCCCAAACUGCCUUGUUUUGGUGCUUUCUUCCACUGUAAAGCACGCUUCCUGCUCUGAGCACAACACAUCACACCGGGCCAACCCUCAGCUCUGCUAAACCCUACCCACCCAUGCCCACUCAACACACACAACGCACACACACAAGCACAUGUUGUGUUAGUUUAAGUGCCAUGGCUGUUUUGGAUACAUAACUCCUAUCCAUGCCUCGGUCUACAAUGAAUUUACCCUGCAGGUUGGAGAUCCUCCUUAUUAGCUUGUGCAUACAGGUGGGCUUUGUGUCCGGGAUGCAUUGCAAGGAUGGGACAGCUGAUCAUCUGUCAAGGGAAGACGCUUUGCUGUUAAAGGAUGAGCAGAAUCCUAAAUGUUUCACCCGGACGGGAGAGGAUUUCACCUGCUUCUUUGAGACUGCAGACGACAGGACUUAUGAUUUGCUGUGCAGAGGGACGAGGUGUGAAAUGUCUGUUCAGAAAACAGAAGAGGGAGCUUUCCUCCACAUCUGCUCAUUUCCUGACUUCCUGGUUCCCUUGUUUGUGGAAACACACAUUGAAGUGGUGGAGCGCAACACCAACACCAGCCUCUACAAACGGACGGUGUGUGUGGAGGACCACUUUCUCCUGGAUCCUCCCUUCAAUGUGUCUUUACAUCAAAAUGGCCAACCAGGACAGCUGCAGGUUUUAUGGGCGUUAAAUGUCUCAAAAUACAUUUCAAAUGAUGUGAUUUAUAGGAUUCGCUACUCCUCCGAGCUGGGAUGGAAGACGAAAGAGGGAAAGGAGGGCAACAUACUAGACUCUCUGGUGCCAGGGGAGGAGGUUGAAGUCCAGGUCACUGUCAAAUAUGCCUUUAAUUCAGACUCAGGACACUGGAGCAGCUGGUCGCAGCCCGUACGAGCUGUGGCUCCCCAACGCGCAGAUGAUAUUUCUCUCAUGUGCUUCACCUCUGACCUGCAAAACAUAGUCUGUCAGUGGAAUGGGAGCAGAUACGGUGUAGAGAAAGAGUACAAACUGUUCUACAAGAUGGGUCCCAGCGAAGCAUUAGCCAGGACAGGAUGGACCGAGUGUCUCGCUGAGAGGAACUUUACUGACCUGUGUCGUUUCCAUGGAGAUGAGUCCAGAAAAGUCAGGGUCAAGCUCAGCAGCACUCCAGCUCCUCUCAGCAGAACCUUCUAUACUCAAGAGUUCACCCUCUACACGAGCAUCAAAACUCCCCCACCAAGUCAUCUGAGAGGAGCGCUGGAGAAAGAUAAGUUGUGCUUGAAAUGGGUGGCUCCACUCCCGUCUCUGUCGGCUCACCUGCAGUAUGAAGUCCGCUACCGGAUCAGAGAGGGGGGGAUGUGGGUGAAGAUGCCGCUAAAGGGUCCUGAGACUGCCACUUGUCUAGAUGUGCCAACAGGUAGCCAGUACAGUGUUAAUGUCAGAGCUAAACCCAUUGGGACCAUUUACUCGGGCAACUGGAGUGACUGGUCAGAUGUGCUUACUGGUGACACCCCCACUGACAGAGAUGCAUUGCUCUUGCUGUGUGUCCCCGUCUCCCUGCUGAUAACUGCCAUCAUCUUCAUCUCCUUGUUUCCCACAUACCUCAGCAAGCUCAAGCUGUUUUUGUGGCCGCCGGUGCCAAACCUUGACAAAGUCCUACAAGGCUUUCUGACAGAGAUCAAUGGGCAGAAAUGGAAUCCUCCAUUAACAGCAAAGCAGUGCUUGGAGGAAACCACUUCAUCUGUGGUGGAGAUCAUGUCUGAAGAUGAGGUCUUAGGAUUGGGGAAGCCAUCAGAGGAGUCCACCCAGCUCCUGUCAGCAGAGGGAAACUUGUCCAGCAGAGAACCAGUAGAUGGAAGUCCUGGUUCUGAAAGCUUUCCGGACUAUGUGACUCUGAACAAAGACAAUGUUAUUCAACGCCCAAAAGGAAACGCACAUGUUGGAGAGAAAGAAGGCCCGGCGGUGAAGGACGAGCUGUUCCAAACAAGUCCCUCUCCCUGCGCCGGCGGCUCAGUCUGCACCCCGCCCUGUUUGGGCACCGAUAUUCUCAACCACUCCUACCUGCCUCUGGCUGAGCCUGCACACAGAUUCAACUGCAAGGUCACUCCUGCUCGGGGGCCAGGCAACCUCUAUACUAACUUCCCCUGUGGCUAAACGUAUGGUAUAACAAGCGUGCUUUGUUUCCACUGAUGCAUAUUUGCUGUAUACUAUGCAUGCAUGUCUUACUGACAUAAUAUUGAUACAGACUUACACAUCCAAGUUUACUGCACCAGUAGCUCCGGCUGUUGGAAAAGUCUUUAAUAGGAAUGAAAUCACACAAUGAUUUAUUUGAGGAUUGAUGCAGCCUCUGGCUUUACAAGGGUGUGUUAAACGUAUUGACAGAGUAAUGGGGGUUGUUUUGAUCACGAUAUCUUCAUUUCUGCUACUUAUGAUGCAGUAUUGUAGCUGAAAUGCCAUGAAUGCUCCACAGAUUUGAAGAUAAAAUACCGAGGAGGACAAAUCAGCAUUUGAAAAGAACAAAAAAAAAAAAAAAAAAUCAGACUUAUAUAACAGUUUAAGCUUUUGGCUCAAGUGCUGUUGAAAAUAUUUAGGCCUACUACAUUAUAUAUGACUUUUACAUUUGUAACCGUGUAUAAGGUUUCCUUUACAUCAGGGCUGGCACUUUAUCUGCUGCUUUGUCUUCAUAUGUUCACCAGAGGGAACAGUAGCUCACAAGAUUCUUCGUAAGAAAGGACCCCAACUCAGUGGCUUUUGGUGGUCUACAGGAUUGUGUAGUACCUGUUUACAAUAACUGGUGCUGUUCACGGAACUGUUCUACACUCAGAGUACCUCAGAAAAAAAUGUACAAAAAUAAGAGAAACAUUUUAAAAGGAGGUGCCAUGAGGGAUAUUACAUAAGGUUCGACUUUGUACAUUUUUAUAUUGAGCAUUUGAGUGUAACUUACUCUCAUUUCCUCUGUAUGUUUCCUUACUAUUCUAAAGGAUAUGCAUCUGAAAAACCACCAGAAUUUGCUUUGCUUUUCCAGAUCUUUUCCAUUGCCUUGCCAUUCUUGUCAUUAAUAUUGUACAUAUUUCUUGUGGGUUUUUCAAAGAGCCUAAAAGUUUCCUGAGAUUCCCACUUGAGGUUGAGGAGGAUGUACAACCAAGACUCCUUUCCUCUUUGUCGCCUCCUUGCACGUAACAGCCGACACAGGCUUUUAGUUCACUGUGUAUUAUAUUAUAAUGCGAGGGUUUGUAUUUUUGGCAGUAAACACUGGAAAGCUG
Molecule: messenger RNA, 3321 nt
Organism: Chelmon rostratus (copperband butterflyfish)
Lineage: Eukaryota; Metazoa; Chordata; Actinopteri; Chaetodontiformes; Chaetodontidae
Gene: mpl
Product: MPL proto-oncogene, thrombopoietin receptor
Exons: 12
Coding region: 287-2212 (641 amino acids)
Biological process (GO): hemopoiesis; positive regulation of cell population proliferation; cytokine-mediated signaling pathway
Cellular component (GO): external side of plasma membrane
Molecular function (GO): cytokine receptor activity; protein binding
Source: RefSeq, a predicted model, not a curated record